Molecule: messenger RNA, 4204 nt
Organism: Gasterosteus aculeatus aculeatus (three-spined stickleback)
Lineage: Eukaryota; Metazoa; Chordata; Actinopteri; Perciformes; Gasterosteidae
Source: RefSeq, a predicted model, not a curated record
GGACAGAAUCCCCGAAAGCGAGUGCAGGCGCUGUGGACAGCGAUCCGUGUCUCCCCGCACACGCCUCCCUGCAGCAUAGACGAUCUUUGUGCGGCGCGGUAGUAUCUGCGUUGAGGAACGGAUCCUCUCCCGCUGGCUGCUAUGACCUGCCUGCCGGACGACACUUGUUCUGCUUCCUGGACUGACCGCUGCGUCCCCGAAAGACUUGUGUUGUAGCGUGCAUUUAUUUUGUAUUUGUUUGUGUGCUGCAACCACACGCCCACACUCAACGACACACACUGUCGCGCGUGUGUCUGCGUUGCCACGACUUUUUAAUCGUAGGUGCUAGCAUCCGAGGCUAGCUGACGGAGCGGAGCCAGCUGGUCGGACGACGCUACAGGAGAAGUUAGCAAACAAGCUAAUUAGCCCCAAAAGACUCAGCCUGGAUUACUGUGUUUAUUCCCUGAGGUCUGGAAUCGCUGCGGCAAAAUGAAGAUAACUGUGGACUUCGAGGAAUGUUUGCAAGACUCUCCGAGAUUCAGAGCCACCAUAGAGGAUGUGGAGGGGGAUGUGUGUGAGUUGGAAUCCAAGCUCGACAAAUUGGUAAAGCUGUGUAUUGGGAUGAUAGAUGCCGGAAAAGCCUACAACGCAGCCAACAAGCAAUUUGUAAACGGGAUCCGGGAGCUAGCCCAGCAGUCCACCAGAGAUGAGGUCAUCGAGUCCAGUCUCACAAAGUUUGCAGAGAGCCUGCAAGAGAUGAUCAACUAUCACACGAUUUUAUUCGAUCAGGUCCAGAGAUCAAUCAAGACCCAGCUUCAAACAUUUGUCAAAGAUGACAUACGCAAGUUCAAAGAGGCCAAGAAGCACUUUGAUAAAGUGAGCGAGGAAAAGGAGGGAGCGCUCAUCAAGAACGCGCAGGCUCCCCGCAACAAGCAGCACGAGGUGGAGGAGGCCACCAACAUCCUCACCGCCACUCGCAAGUGCUUCCGACACAUCGUCCUCGACUACGUUUUACAGAUCAAUGUGCUACAAUCAAAGAGACGAUCGGAAAUCCUGAAAUCAAUGUUGUCCUUCAUGUACGCCCACCUGACGUUCUUCCACCAAGGCUAUGACCUCUUCAGUGAACUCCAACCUCUGAUGAAGCAGCUUGGAGGACAGUUGGACCUUCUGGUGGUGGAUGCUGCCAAAGAGAAGAGGGACAUGGAGCAGAAACACUCCACCAUCCAGCAAAAGGCUGCUCUGCAGGAGGAGACGGCGAUCGAGUCAGACUGCCGCAACUUUUUUGCUUGGAGGUCAAACUCCGACUUCUCGAAUGACGACACCAAGCUGGAGUACAAUGUGGAUGCCGAGCACGGCAUCGCAAUGGAGGGUUAUCUGUUUAAGAGGGCCAGCAAUGCCUUUAAGACGUGGAAUAGGCGUUGGUUCUCCAUCCAGAACAAUCAGCUAGUUUAUCAGAAGAAAUUUAAGGACAACCCAACAGUGGUGGUGGAAGACCUGCGGCUCUGUACCGUCAAACACUGCGAGGACGUAGAGCGGCGCUUCUGUUUCGAAGUGGUGUCCCCCACCAACAGGAGCUGCAUGAUGCAGGCCGACUCGGAGAAGCUGCGACAGGCCUGGAUCAAAGCCGUCCAGAACAGCAUCGCCACCGCCUUCCGCGACAAGGGAGACGACGGAGACCUUGACAGGAAGUCGUCCACGUCGACGGGGAGCCUUGACUCGGCUGGGGAGCCGAAGGAGAGGUCAAUCAAAGGAGAGAGCGCCCUGCAGAAGGUCCUGGUCAUCCCGGGCAACACCUGCUGCUGCGACUGUGGUCAGCCUGACCCGCGCUGGGCCAGCAUCAAUCUGGGCAUCACCCUCUGCAUACAGUGCUCCGGUAUCCACAGGAGUCUGGGAGUGCACUUCUCUAAGGUCCGGUCUUUGACCCUAGAUACCUGGGAGCCAGAACUUCUCAAGUUGAUGUGCGAACUUGGGAACGGAGUGAUCAAUCAGAUCUACGAGGCUCGGCGGGAGGAGCUGGGAUCCAGAAAGCCACAACCAGGAGAUCCAAGACACGAGGUAGAGGCCUACAUCAAAGCCAAAUACGUGGACCGGCGCUUUGUGCGCCGGCCCACAGGCGAGGAGCUGCGCGACAAAGUGGUUUCUCUGAGCAAACAGGAGAAGAGGCUGAGCAGCAGCUCGGAGCAUCUGCCCCCGAGGCCUCCGCCGCCCACGCCGAAACUCCGACCCGGUCAGUCAGCUGUUGCCAGCGGCAUGGAGGCCCGCCGCGACUCUCUCUUCUGUCCCGACGAGCUUCACUCACUCUUCUCCUACUUUGACAACUCUGCCAAGCUCAGGAGCAUAAAAAGUAAAGACAGCGGCAUCCAGAACAGCGCUGAUGGGAGCAGGGAGAUGCUGGCCACCACUGCCUCCAAUACUAGCCUGACAGAUGCAGAUGCCGCCGAGUCUCCCCCCAUGGCGAUGCCCGCCACGCUGCCUCCUCCGUCCCCGUGCAAGCAGGUGGUUUUCUACGAGCCGAAGGAGUACAGCUCGGGCCUGCAGCUCUACUGGGCUGCGUGUGCCCGCAGCCUGCCCGACAUGGCGGAGGCACUGGCCCACGGCGCCGUGGUCAACUGGGUCAACGCGGAGGACGACAAGAGGACGCCGCUGAUCAUGGCGGUCCAGGGGGGUUCGCUGGUCACCUGUGAGUUUCUGCUCCAAAACGCGGCCAACGUGAACCAGCAGGACGCUCAGGGCCGAGGACCCCUCCACCACGCCACCAUGCUGGGACACACAGGGCAAGUGUGUUUAUUCCUAAAAAGAGGAGCUAAUCAAAAUGCUGCAGACAUCGAUGAGAAAACCCCCCUGAUAAUAGCGGUGGAUGCAGCCAACGCAGACAUCGUCACACUGUUGCGAUUGGCCAAGAUGAACGAAGAAAUGCGAGAGGCGGAGGGGCCCUACAGCCAGUCAGGAGACGAAACCUACCAGGACAUUUUCCAGGAUUUCACCCAGAUGGCCUCCAACGACCCGGACAAGCUGAACCGCUACCAGCAGUACGAUGCCCAACGACCCUGACGAACAGAACCAGCGAGGCCUCUCAGAGAGACCUUCCAUUAAGUCAAUUAUUCUUUUAUAACUAUAUUUAAGAAGGUGUGUGCUGUAUCUUGAGUUGUUAGGAAGUAGGUGCAGGACAGACUGCUAAAUAAUACAUUUGAAAAAAUCUCUAUAGGAUUUUCUUGAUCGUAGGCCUCUUUUUUUCUAUGGAAGUUUUCCUUCAGUGAACUCUCAGCAGUAAAUACACAACAAUGUACUUUUACUUCUUUGCACAAAUCUCUUCUUAAAUCGCCACGGAUGUUUACCAGUUUUGAUGAUAAAGCUUUGACAUUUCAAUCAAUGUACAGUUAUUAUGAAAGUAAACAUGUUAUUCAUGUGUCUGUAAUUUAGCUUUUUAGGUGCUACAUUGUUUUUUUACAACAUAUAAAUAUUGCAUGUCAGUACUGUCUGAAACUAUAGUGAGAACUCUGAACAAGUGCAGUCUUGUUGAGAUUAUUCUUAAUUUAUAGAUUUAGCCUCAUCCUUAGGCUAAAUCUAUAAAUGAAAAAAAGAAACGCCCCCUAAAUACGGUCAACAUAACGCAGCAUUAUUUUAAUGAAUGAGCCGGAUGUGCUGCUCUUAUAAUGGGUUCUGACACGGGGAGCGGUUUAGAUUUAGAUCGGACCAAAGGCCUCGGCUUUACUCUUAAAGUGAACUGACUUACCGCGCACUUUAAAAUACUCCGUCCUGCAGGCAAAUAAUUAUAAUUAUAUGUAUAGUAUAAUGUUAUGAAUGCAAAUGACAGUCAGCUUCUUUUGGAAGUGAUUUUGAUACUUAGUGUUGAUACUGUAGUGUUCCAUAAAACACCAAACAUACAGUACAGGUAUGUUCAGAGUUAUUCUUAUUACACAUUAUUAUAUUCAGGAGUUGUAGCAUCACUGACGUUUCAUUUGAUGAGUUAAAGUCACAUUUUUACGAGUGGGAAACCUUUGACAAAUGCAGUGUGGGAUGCAGUUCUUGUACAUUUUGUACAGACGACUUUGACUUCAUGGAACUGAAGUAUAAAGUUAGUGGUACUUGAAUCAAUAUCUAAGCUUUAAUUCAUAACCUAUGAUCAUUUUAACGCAUUUUAUAUUGGCUGUCUGUAUACAUGUACUGCAUAUUGUACCUGUAAAAUGCAAGCGCUUCAAUACAAAUGGACUGAGGAUUUAUCACA